Oryzias latipes (Japanese medaka) is the source of this 3767-nucleotide messenger RNA. It is a transcript of the gene ctr9, whose product is annotated as CTR9 component of Paf1/RNA polymerase II complex. The record is from RefSeq and is a predicted model, not a curated record. Gene Ontology annotation, molecular function: RNA polymerase II complex binding. Gene Ontology annotation, cellular component: Cdc73/Paf1 complex. Gene Ontology annotation, biological process: transcription elongation by RNA polymerase II; regulation of DNA-templated transcription. NCBI's taxonomy places the organism in Eukaryota, Metazoa, Chordata, Actinopteri, Beloniformes, Adrianichthyidae.
CACAGUCUGUUGCUUGCUGGGGCACCAAAUAGCAAGCAGCAGACAACGGGCUAGAUUUUUGUAGUCUUUUUUAAAAAUCUAUCUUGAGAAGGAUCUACCCUUCAAAGCCAAGAUGUCUCGAGGCUCAAUAGAGAUCCCAUUGAGGGACACGGAUGAGGUCAUUGAGCUCGACUUUGACCAGCUUCCUGAGGGAGACGAGGUCAUCAGCAUCUUGAAGCAGGAACAUACACAGCUGCACAUCUGGAUUGCUUUGGCAUUGGAGUAUUACAAACAGGGCAAGACAGAAGAUUUUGUGAAGCUUCUAGAAGCCGCACGUAUUGAUGGAAACCUCGACUACAGAGACCAUGAAAAGGACCAGAUGACCUGCUUAGACACCCUGGCUGCUUAUUAUGUUCAGCAAGCACGUAAAGAGAAAAACAAAGAUGCCAAAAAAGAGCUCAUCACCCAGGCCACUCUGCUCUAUACCAUGGCGGACAAAAUCAUCAUGUACGACCAGAACCAUUUGUUGGGAAGAGCUUGUUUCUGCCUGCUGGAAGGAGACAAGAUGGACCAGGCUGAUGCUCAGUUCCACUUUGUCCUUAACCAGUCUACAAACAACAUCCCCGCUUUGCUCGGAAAGGCCUGCAUCUCAUUCAAUAAAAAGGACUACAGAGGAGCACUGGCAUACUACAAAAAGGCUUUACGCACAAAUCCUGGCUGCCCAGCUGAGGUAAGGCUGGGGAUGGGCCAUUGCUUUGUCAAGCUCAACAAACUGGAGAAAGCUCGUUUGGCGUUCAGUCGCGCCCUGGAGCUGAAUUCAAAGUGUGUGGGAGCGCUCGUUGGUUUGGCGGUUUUGGAGCUCAACAACAAAGAGGCAGACUCCAUAAAGAACGGAGUCCAGCUCCUGUCACGGGCCUACACCAUCGACCCCAGCAACCCUAUGGUGCUUAACCACCUCGCCAACCACUUCUUCUUCAAAAAGGAUUACAGAAAAGUGCAGCAUCUGGCACUUCACGCUUUUCACAACACGGAAGUCGAGGCCAUGCAGGCUGAGAGCUGUUAUCAGCUAGCCCGCUCCUUUCACGUCCAGGAGGACUACGACCAGGCCUUCCAGUAUUACUACCAGGCCACUCAGUUUGCUUCAACUACCUUUGUGUUGCCCUUCUUUGGUCUGGGUCAGAUGUACGUUUAUCGACGAGACAAAGAAAACGCAGCACAGUGCUUUGAGAAAGUUCUGAAGGCCUAUCCGAACAACUACGAAACCAUGAAAAUCCUGGGGUCCCUCUAUGCAACGUCUGAUGAUCAAGACAAGAGGGAUAUUGCAAAAGGUCACCUCAAAAAGGUAACAGAGCAGUACCCAGAUGAUGUGGAGGCGUGGAUUGAGCUCGCCCAGAUCUUGGAGCAGACUGACAUCCAGGGCGCUCUGUCUGCUUACGGCACAGCCACUCGCAUCCUGCAGGAGACGGUGCAGGCCGACGUUCCCCCCGAAAUUCUCAACAACCUGGGCGCUCUGCACUUUAGACUGGGGAACCUGGGAGAAGCCAAGAAAUACUUCCUUGCAUCCUUGGAGAGAGCCAAAGCUGAAGGGGAGCAUGAUGAGCAUUAUUACAAUGCCAUUUCUGUGACCACUUCCUACAAUCUGGCCCGUUUGUAUGAGGCGAUGUGUGAAUUCCACGAAGCUGAGAAACUCUACAAAAACAUCCUCCGGGAGCAUCCCAAUUAUGUGGACUGUUAUUUGCGUCUUGGAGCAAUGGCUCGUGACAAAGGGAACUUCUACGAGGCCUCUGAUUGGUUCAAAGAAGCCCUGCAGAUCAAUCAGGAUCACCCGGAUGCCUGGUCCUUAAUCGGGAAUCUUCACUUGGCAAAACAAGAGUGGGGGCCGGGCCAAAAAAAGUUUGAGAGGAUUCUGAAGCAGCCGUCCACCCAGAACGACACCUACUCCAUGCUUGCUCUGGGAAACGUGUGGCUUCAGACCCUGCACCAGCCGACGAGGGACCGGGAAAAGGAAAAAAGACAUCAGGAUCGAGCCCUGGCAAUAUACAAGCAAGUCCUACGAAAUGAUGCGAAGAAUCUUCAUGCUGCUAACGGAAUUGGUGCCGUCCUUGCCCAUAAGGGUUAUUUCCGGGAGGCUCGUGACGUGUUUGCUCAGGUGAGGGAGGCCACGGCCGACAUCAGCGAUGUCUGGCUUAACCUGGCUCACAUUUACGUAGAGCAGAAGCAAUACAUCAGCGCCGUGCAAAUGUAUGAGAACUGCUUGAAGAAAUUUUACAAGUAUCAGAACACAGAGGUUCUGCUUUACCUGGCUAGAGCCUUGUUCAAAUGCGGAAAGCUCCAAGAGUGCAAGCAGAUUCUGCUGAAGGCCCGCCAUGUGGCUCCCAGUGAUACGGUGUUGAUGUUCAAUGUGGCGUUGGUCCUUCAGAGACUGGCCACUCUGGUGCUGAAAGAUGAGAAGAGCAACCUGAAGGCUGUACUCAGUGCGGUGAAAGAGCUUGAACUGGCUCACAGGUAUUUCAGUUAUCUCAGCAAGACUGGAGACAAGAUGAGGUUUGAUCUCGCCCUCGCUGCGUCUGAGGCUAGGCAGUGCUCGGAUCUGCUGAGUCAGGCCCAGUAUCACGUGGCGAGAGCCAGAAAGCAGGAUGAGGAGGAGAAGGAGCUCCGAGCCAAACAAGAACAGGAGAGGGACCUGCUCCGCCAACAGCUGUUAAAACAACAGGAGGAAAAGCGAAACAAAGAGGCAGAGGAGCAGAAGAAGCUCCUUGAACAGAGAGCUUUGUUCGUGGAGAAAACCAAAAACCUGCUCAGCUUUGCAGACGUUCCAAAAGAUGUGGCGAAGGAGAAGAAGAAGGGAGGAGGUGGCAGCGGACGUCGCAAGAAAGGAGACAUAGAUGACUUUGUAAACGAUGACUCCGAUGAAGAUUUGCCCUUGAAGAGGAAGAAGAAGAGGAAGGAAAGUGGCAGCGGCAGUGAACAGGAGGACAAUGAAGAUGGAGAAAGGAAAAAGAAGAAGAGGAGACCCCCCAAAGGCGGAGAUGAUAGCGAUGAAGAAGAAGGCGCACCUCGACCUAAAAAGCAGCGCAAACAUCAAGGAGGACGAAAGAAGAUGGAAAAGCUUCAGCCUGAGCGCAUGCCACCGUCUCUUAAGGGAAAGAUCAAGUCCAAGGCCAUCAUCUCUUCCUCUGAGUCUUCUUCAGACGAGGAUGGACUGAAGAUAGCAGAAGACAGACAACAAAGAGACAGCGGUUCAGGCUCCGACGACGAGGGCAGUAGCCACAGGAAACGCAUCAUGUCCGACAGCGAGGCAGGAAGCCCUCAGCGGUCUGCAGGCUCGGAGGACGACGAGUCCGGCAGUGACCGUCCAGUGAAGAGAAGGGUGCUGCGGCAGUCUGACUCGGAAGCGUCGGACAAUGAGAGCAAGAAGAGCCGGUCGGGAUCAGACGAUGAGUCGAGGGCCGGCUCACCUGCUGCAGCUUCAGACGGAGCAUCUGAGGCGGGAUCAGAUAAUGAGGGCUCCCCACGCCACUCUGACAACGACUCAAAGCAGGAGGGGUCCAACGAAGACAGUGACUAAAGACUCAAAACUAAGAUCUGGAUUGUUAUUUCCCAUCAAGAUCAAACGUGCAUUUAUGUUAAAGUUUAGGUAGUUACAUAUUCCCCACUGGAAAUAUAUAUUUUCUUUUUGAUGAAACUGUUUUUGGAUCAUGAAAAAACAGAAAAUGGAGAAAAUUCGGAGGAAUUAAAGUGCUGUAGAUCUGUUUAAUCAGGUCAAAAUAAAAGCUUUUGGUUUGUUA